Poecilia reticulata (guppy) is the source of this 4304-nucleotide messenger RNA. RefSeq names its product adenosine A2b receptor (gene adora2b). The record is from RefSeq and is a predicted model, not a curated record. Lineage: Eukaryota; Metazoa; Chordata; Actinopteri; Cyprinodontiformes; Poeciliidae. Gene Ontology annotation, cellular component: plasma membrane. Gene Ontology annotation, biological process: adenylate cyclase-activating G protein-coupled receptor signaling pathway; G protein-coupled adenosine receptor signaling pathway; vasodilation. Gene Ontology annotation, molecular function: G protein-coupled adenosine receptor activity.
UUUUUUUUGUUUUUUUUUUUACAGUGUGCAUUAGAAGUCCAUUAAAGUGUCAUUAUUUACGGAAUCAGACUUCAUGACGUAAACAUUCAUAAAGACUCCUUCAUGCUCAUCCCAGUGUCCCGUCAGUCCCUCCAAAUAAAGUGCUACCCAUUAGUUUGGAGUUGAACUCCUCUCGCUUGAUGGAAGCCAGCGGUGUUGACUUCAGGUCGCGUAGGUGUUCUCUCUCUCGCGCGCACAGAUCAGCGAUUUCGUAUCGGGGGAAUCCACGUGGAAACCGAAUGCAACUUUAACCGACUCGUAGUUACGCACAGUGUGGCACCGGUGCUCUCCUGGGAUUUCGCCUCUUAUUUUUUAAAGUACUUUUUAACUGCGUGUGUGGUCGGGGCGUGGCUCCUGUGUGAAAGUGACCCCCCCCCCCCUCCCUCCUCGCCAUCUCGCGUUUCCUCCUCUGCAUGAAAACCGCUGUCUGAGGGAAGUUGUGUGACACACUGUUACCAACACCACGAGCGUACAGAUGCCGCUCGGACGCUCCUCUGCUCCUGUGCAUGUGUGAGGACACCCAGAAGCGAUGCGUGAGCUCGUUAAGUUUGCACAAACCACAUCUCGUCUAAAAGUGCCCUCCUCACUUCGCAGCAGAUGGCACCUCCUGCAGCCACUUGUGGAGUAUUCCUGGAUUACAGCACACAGACUUGUUGGCUUCUCUGGGACUAGAGGCGUCGCGGAUGACCGUCACUGAUGUAACCCACCUGCAGAUUUCAGGACGCACUCUGCUGAGAUGAAUGCACCGUACAUCGCGAUCGAAGCAGUGAUCGCUGUCCUCUCCAUAUGCGGCAACGUGCUGGUGUGCUGGGCUGUGGCGAUCAACAGCACGCUGAAGAACGCCACCUUCUACUUUCUGGUGUCUCUGGCUGUGGCUGACAUCCUGGUCGGCUGCCUCGCCAUCCCCUUCGCCAUAAUUAUCAGCGUCGGCUUGUGCCUGAACUUUUACGGCUGCCUCUUCCUCGCCUGUUUCGUCUUGGUACUCACUCAGAGCUCCAUCUUCAGCCUGCUGGCCAUCGCGAUUGACAGAUAUCUGGCGGUGAAGAUCCCACUGAGGUACAAGGAGUUGAUGACGGGGAAGACCGCCAGGAAGAUAAUAGCCAUUUUAUGGAUCCUCUCCUUUGUCAUCGGCCUCAUUCCCUUCUUUGGGUGGAACAUGAAGGACUCGAGUUGGGACAACUCCAGCUCGGUCAACAACUCGGACUGCAAAGAGUGUUACUUUGAGAGCGUGGUGGACAUGCAGUACAUGGUGUACUUUAACUUCUUCGUGUGCGUGCUGGUGCCGCUGCUCAUAAUGCUGGGCAUCUACGUGAAGAUCUUCACCGUGGCCAGGAAGCAGCUGAGGCAGAUUGAGCUCAAGUGUGUGGGCAACGGCGACAACCAGAACAAGAGCCUGCUGCAGAAGGAGAUCCGGGCCGCUAAAUCCCUCUCCAUCAUUGUGGGACUCUUCACCGUCUGCUGGCUGCCCGUCCACAUCCUCAACUGCCUCACGCUGUUUUACGGCGCUCUGGACAAGCCUCCAGUUGUCAUGUACGUGGCCAUCAUUCUGUCUCACGCCAACUCCGCGAUCAACCCAAUCAUCUACGCUUACCGCAUUCAGGACUUCCGGAACACCUUCCGCAAAAUCCUGGUGCGGCACGUCCUGUGCCGCAAGGAGGAGCUUUACCUCAGCUCCAACGGCAGCAGACGCAACAGAGACGAGGUCACAGUGACCAUCGACCCUCUGCUAUAGAGGCGGAGGACUCCAUCAACGUCAAGGCGUGAGGUUUCUAAUGUUUACAGAACAAUGUGAAGAUGAACCGAUGUCAAUCCCACCUUGAAUGUAGACUUUUAUUUAUGAAUCAUAUUGGGUUGGGAUGGGGGUCUGUGAAGUUUUCAACUACAAGUCUUAAAUAACUUUUUGUUGUUGUUGAAGGAUUUUUGUUUAAAUAGUUGAAGCUAACUGGAUUUGUAGGACUGUGAGGAUCCAAACUCAAGAUGCUAUUUAUUGUUCUGAAUUCACCGUUCCAACUACAAACACUCCUCUUUUUGUGCCCUGCUGUUUUUUAUACUCUUGACAUUCAGUGCCAGUGUUAAAAUAAUUUAUUUAUUACAAGACCUUGUCUUUGAGAAUGUAUUGAUCAAACAAAGGUAAGUGUGUGCGUGUGUGGGCUACAUCUGUACUUGUGGAGCUAAAGGAAGGUACAGCGGUAGCUUUCCUUACCUGUGGGUAUUCUGCAGCUCACAGAUCUUUGCUUCAUCUGUUUGCUGAGAGGAGGACACAUUUUCUUCAGCUUAGAUUUAUUUAUGAAUUUAAUUCGGAAGGAAGCAGUUGAGGUGAAAGUGUGAAUCUCUGCGUAUCAUUCAUCAGUACCCAAUAGUUUUCUCAGACAAGCUGACCUCAUGGGUCCUUAAAUAAGCACCGAGUUUGUAGAGUGCUAAAAAAUUCAAAUAAAGUGACGGUAUAGUUCUUUUUUUUAAUUGUGAGGUUCUGCUUAACAGUUCAUUAAAUUGCAUUCAAAACAUUUUCAAGACAAGUUUUAUCUAAAAUCGAGACGUGCAUGAAUGAUAAUUUGAUUUUCCAUCUACUUUAAAUGCCCUUGAAAUCUUCUAAGCCUAACUUGUCAUUUAUAUAAAACCCAAUUAUGAAUGUUUUGAUUUUAUUAUCCUUACCGAGAGAUGGCUGUAGACUCCUCUACCAUUCCUCCUUUCUGGCCUCCAGCACAUAGAAUCCACUCAAUAUAGGUUAAAGUUUACAUUUAUAAAACAUCAAGUCAAUGCUGAGCUUCAGUUACAGCACGGCUAAGUCCUCAAAGCAGAAACCUUAAUAGCAGAGUAACUGUUCCUAAAUAGUAUUUGAAGAAAACAACUGAGAUUAUUUUAUGCUAGAGUUGUUUUUAAAUGAUUAAAGUCUCCAACGGACUAGCCGUUAGCUUUAGCCUAUGGGGCGAACUAAUCUGGAUUUAUACUAAAUUAAGGGACUGCAAAGAUUGCUUAUAACCUUUUAACAGAAUCUCACUUUCAAAAUACAAUUUUUUAAAUUAUUAUUAUAGGAUGAACAACAAGAAACAAGCCACUUUUCUUCGCCGUGCAUCUUACUGAAACCACUAAAAACCAAACUCACCUUUGUAUGUGUUCCACAGGAAAUGGCUAAGUGGUUGAAGUUGGCGUAGCUGCAAAACUCGCCUACAGUGAUGCGCAUUUCUUCAAGCGUAAGCUCAGGAAGUGGAGAACGGAUCGUACCCUUUAAACUAAUUUUGCGUCGGCAUCGAACCUUUUUGGCUGCUUCACCAUGACAUGCAAAAUGACACCUCAAAUCAGAGUCUUUUAUGUAACUCCACGUCGACCGGGUUCUGGUCACACGUCCCUUUAGUGGCUUGCAUAAGACUUCAUAGCUGUCAUUGCUUUGGGUAUAAGAGUUCAAACCUUCGCCCACAGUCGAUCUUAAAAACCACAGAUGGAACAGACACAAGCCAUUUGAUUUCGGAAAACAAACGAUUUGAAUCUUUAAGACAAACUUUAACUCAGCCGAGUAAUGUUAUGUGUGCCAACAAAAACAGGUUAGUAAAUCCAGAUUCCAGUGAGGGAGAUUGUGAAAAGUAAAUAUUUUUAGACAUAGAGGCAUUAUUAUAAUUCAAAGAAAAGCUUUUAAGCUGCAAAAGAAGGUCUUUCUGCAAAGUCACGCCAUGUAUGAACUACCAGAAGGCGUUAAGGUCACCUGACAGUCAUCACUAUUCAAAUGAGCAUUGCACUGACAUUUUAAUUUCCUGUUUUGGUGUGCUUCAUUGGUGUAAAAUAAGUGCUCUGAUGUGGAGCCCUCGGUCUAUGCUGCUGCUCUGUCUUUCUGCGUUUCUUGAUUUCCACCUCCGUCUGAUUUCAAGGGCUAAAACACAGGAGUGUCGCAACGUUUGGGGACAUUCCAAAGGAGACAUCUAUACUGUAACUGCACUGUAGCGUUAUCUUAUCGUCUUUGUUGACUGAUGUGUGACAAUAAGUACUGUAGCUGUCUGGCUUUCUGCUUGAUGUCAAACUGUUGCCUUGAUUUCUUAUUUUAAAAGGUAAUGCGAACAAUGGCAAGUUCAACAUUCCUGCCUUUCAUUCCCAAGUACCCAUUUGUCUGUGUGCCAUCCUGUUACUAAUCAGGAAAAAUGCCUCCACUGUGGUCAAGCUGAUGUCCAACUUUUGGACGAAAGUUCAUUCGUUCAACACAAAACCACAACUGUUUAACAUGAUGCAAACUGUAUGUAUGGUGAAUUAUUUUGUUAAUAAAGGCAAUGUUUAUAUUG